GAGAGUAAAAAAAUCUAUUUUUGAUGCCAACGGGUUCAAUGUCAAAUUCCCAUACGAGAACCCUUCGAGUUGCAGGCGGGCGGGUGUCUGUCAGUGCGUUCGUAUGUUCUUGUAUAGAGCAUAAGAAAUGAUUCGCACAACUUCAGCAGCUUCUGCGAUUCCAAGAACUGCUCAAAGAGGUAAGCUCUCAUCGUUAUUCAUAAACCCAUCAAAACCCAAACACACGACGGAAUUCCCAACUGAAAUCAACACCAAUGAUGCUGUUGCCUCCUUUUAUCAGAUGCUCCAAAUGCAUCCCGCGCCACCUAUCUCUUCAGUUAACAAAUUGAUUGGUGCUGUUGCCAAAACCAAGAAUUAUAAAGAUGUGAUUUUUAUGUACCGUAGGGUGGUUGAAGUUGAUUUAUUGCCUGAUUAUAUUACACUGAACAUUUUGCUCAAUUGUUAUUGUAGCAUGAAAAAUGUUGUUCUUGGUUUUUCUGUUAUGGGUGGGAUUUUUAAGAGGGGGUAUAGUCCAAAUGUUGUUUCUUUUAAUUCCUUGAUUAAAGGGCUGUUUAUGGAAGAUAAGGUAGAUGAUGCAGUUAUGUUGUUCAAUAAAAUUAUUGGAAUGGGAUUUCAACCAAGUAUCUGGACUUGGGGGACUUUGAUUAAGGGGCUAUGUAGGAGUGGAAAAGCAGAGGUGGCUCUUCGUUUGCAUGAAGAGGCAGGGAAAUGGAAUGGAAGGUCUGAUUUAAAAUUUAAGCCUAGUUUAAUUUGUUAUUCCACACUUAUUCAUGGCCUUUGUCAAGAGGGAUUGUUGGACAAGGGUAAACAGUUAUUUUUGGAGAUGCAGGAUAGAGGAUUUAGGCCAGACUUGGUUGCAUAUAGUGGUUUAAUUCAUGGUUUGUGUGAGGGCGGUGAAUGGGAGGAGGCAAAGCUGUUCUUCAUUGAAAUGGUGGAUCAAGGCAUUCGUCCUAAUGUGAUAUUGUUUAAUAUCUUGAUGCACACGCUUUGUAAGGAGGGGAAGACCAAUGAAGCUAGUGGAUUGUUUAACUUGAUGAUUCAGAGAGGUGAAGAGCCCAAUUCUUGUACAUAUAACGUAUUGAUGAAUGGGUUCUGCCUACAGAAUAGGAUUGUUGAUGCGAGGGAGUUGUUUGUUUUGAUGGCAGAUAGAGGCCACAAGCGAGAUGUUGUAAGCUAUAAUGUGUUGAUUAAUGGUUAUUGCAAGAGUCAGAAAUUAGAAGAGGCAUUUAGGCUUUUUAAAGAAAUGGUUUUAGGAGAAUACAAGCCAAAUGUAAUUACAUUCAACACUUUGUUGACCGGUCUGUUUCACCUUGGUAAUGUUGAGGAUGCACAGGCACUUUUUCAACAGAUGAAAGUCCACAGAGUGACCCCAGAUUCUUCUACUUAUAGUAUUUUAAUUGAUGGAUUUUGCAAAAACAACUGCCUUGAAAAUGCAAUGGAACUGUUUCACACUCUAGAAAGAUCUGGCUUUGAUUUUGACAUAGAAAUCUAUAAUUGCAUCCUUGAUGGAUUGUGUGGAUCAGGAAAGCUUGACGUUGCGAGUGUGCUCUUUCAGAAGUUAUCCCAGAAGGGCUUGGUACCAACAGUUUUUACGUAUACCAUCAUGAUUCAUGGACUUUGUAAAGAUGGAAAAAUGGAGGAGGCAAAUAAUUUGUUUUUGAAGAUGGAAAAGGAAGGUUGUGCACCCAAUGUGGUAACUUUUAACACACUUAUGCGAGGAUUUCACAGUUAUAAUGAUGCCCCAAAAGUGGUUGAACUUCUUCAGAAAAUGGCUGAGAGAAAAAUUUUGCCUGAUGAAUCCACAUUGUCUUUAGUUAUAGAUUUAUUGUCAAAAGACACAAAUUGUUCGAAAUAUAUGAGUCUGAUACCAAAAUUUCCCAACCAAGGCUGACUCAAAAAUAAGAUGCUACACCUAUCACCAUGAGCAUUUUAUCCACCACUGUAGUGAAAGGUGUAUAAACUUCUAGUUGCAAACCAGAAUCGGGAAACAGAAUUGAAAUCUCCCGAAGUAGGAUUCGAAACUACUAAAAAUAAUGGACCCACACAUUUGGCGUUUAAUGAAUAUCAAAGUUCGCCCGUUGCACAGUACUGGGAAGGCAAGUUCGAUGGCUUUCCAUUGUUGACGCUGCUUUAGAUUUAUCAGCCUUGUAUGCAGAUGCAUGGUGAUGUAAUUGGUCGUUAAGAAAACAGAAACCUGUUUCCCGGUAUGCCACAUAUUGUCCUAUGACACAGAAGACUUCGAAAGAGAUUUGAGUGGAACUCAACUGGUCAUUACCACCUAACGGAGCCUGGCAUUCUACUAUAUAGAUUUGAUAAAAAUAUCAUGCUACUUAGUUUCGCACAUGCCUUUAUACUGAACUGGAGUACUCCAUUGGAGGUAAAUGACCAUUAUGCAGUUAUUACCAAAGUUUUGCAGAUAUGGUACCUAAUAUUUCAUUUAUUAUGCUUCUACUGGCCUUAUCUUAAAUUUUAGCUGUCUGCAUACUGUAUAAACUGCUUUAUGCUACUUUAGCGUUUGAAACCUGGGCCUAUCAGUUUGGUUGUAUUGAUUUCAAUUUAUGUUGAGGUUCAAAUGUCUUGGAAAAAUUGAAUUCAACACAAUUUAAAUACUAACGGAAUAUCAUAACCCCAGGUGGUCCACAACACUCACCCCAUCCCAACAAAUAAUAAAAGAUUAAAAUUCAGAUGUUCACCUUGGAUCAUAUUUUCCCAUUACUGUUACUACCACCAAGGAUAUCUUAAUAAGCUAUAAGACCAUUCAAUUAGGUAUUCCCAGUGCAAUAAACUAGGCACCCCAUUAUUUUUUUAACUGCACAAGAGAUGUAAAUCUAGUGUGGAGGUAAACUAAGAUGCCAAAAAUUACAACGGCGUAGUGGUUGUUAUGAGGAGCAAAUGAUUGUUGAAAACACUCUCUCUAAUAUUGUACAGUAUUUGAAGUAA
Olea europaea var. sylvestris is the source of this 2940-nucleotide messenger RNA. Its product is annotated as putative pentatricopeptide repeat-containing protein At1g12700, mitochondrial. The coding region runs from base 128 to 1891 and encodes 587 amino acids. The record is from RefSeq and is a predicted model, not a curated record. Lineage: Eukaryota; Viridiplantae; Streptophyta; Magnoliopsida; Lamiales; Oleaceae. The transcript has 2 exons. Gene Ontology annotation, molecular function: protein binding.